UGUAAAUGUGUGCAUUCUGCAGGUCCGUUGCACAGAACAUCACAUCUGGAGCUUGGAAUUACACUCUGACUAUCGAGGCCUACACUGAUGCCGGCCGCACACAACUUGUGGAGUGGAACAAUGAAUUGCAGUUAAACGAGAAAAUCUGGAUGGUGUUGAAGACCGAUGGCUUGGAUGGAAGCAUGGUCAGUGUGGUGACCGACUCCUGCUGGGCAACUGACAAGGCAUCACCCACCAGCAGUCCAAGACAUGAUCUGAUCAUUAACGGCUGUGCAAACCCUGCUGACCCGACGGUGCAGAUGGAGGAAAACGGACUGGCAACCUCCACUUACUUCUCCUUCAACAUGUUCCGGUUCACUGGGGGCUCUAGUGACAUCUUCCUUCACUGCCAACUCCACCUGUGUCCCAAACAGGGGAACAACUGCAUCCCG
Messenger RNA from Pundamilia nyererei, 431 nucleotides. The record is from RefSeq and is a predicted model, not a curated record. NCBI's taxonomy places the organism in Eukaryota, Metazoa, Chordata, Actinopteri, Cichliformes, Cichlidae.